Aureobasidium musti is the source of this 1296-nucleotide messenger RNA. Lineage: Eukaryota; Fungi; Ascomycota; Dothideomycetes; Dothideales; Saccotheciaceae. The record is from the annotation of a GenBank genome assembly.
AUGGCGAUCAGGUCAGAAGUAGAACACUGGGAUGUUGUGAUUGUUGGUGCCGGCAUCGCUGGCCUUGCUGCUCCCAGGNCAAUCGCUCUUCGCAAAGAUGGCCGUAGUAUCCUGGUCCUCGAGAAGUCAAGCAUGAACAAAGAGGUCGGCGCAUUGAUCUCUCUACAACCCAACGCCUCCAAGAUUGUCAAUGGAUGGAAUAUGCAACCAUUCCUCGCCGAGAAAAAGCCAAUGGUCGACGAAGCCUUCCGUCUCCUCAAUGUUGAAGGAAAACUGCAAGUUGAAAUGAAACUCAACACAUCACAAUUCGGCGCCGACCGAAUGCUAUACCAUCGUCAAGAUUUGCACGAUGCUCUGCGACAAGCUGCUACCUCGGAAGAAAUGCCUGGAUCCCCGGCGGUCAUUCGUACUUCUUUUGGUGUUACUGGCUGUGAUUGCGAAUCUGGAACUGUCUAUCUCGCCAAUGGAAGCUCGGUCCAAGGCUCUGUCAUUGUCGGAGCAGACGGCAUCCGCAGUGCGAUCAGGGACGAAGUCAUCAAAGGCUCCGUAGACGAAGGAUCAAAGGCUGUUCCCACCGGUCUUUCUGCCUAUCGCAUCCUCAUCGAAACAGAUAAACUGCCAAAGCUCGAUGUUUUGGAAGACGUCUUUGACCUCAAGCGCUCAGCAACAACCAUGAUAGUCGGUCAUGAUAAGCGAGUCAUUAUGGGUCCUGGCAGAGGAGGUGAGAUGUUCGGUUUGGUCUGCCUUGUUCCCGACCCGGAUCCAGCUGGAGAAGGCACUUCGUGGAAUAAUCCUGCUCCCUUGGAAGAGGUUCUUGACGCGUUCAAAGCCUUCCCUGCUUGGGUCCGCGAGAUCAUGUCUCAUGCUCCUGAUGUAGCACUCUGGCAACUUCGAGACAUUGAUCCUCUCACAACAUGGACAAAAGGACGCGCCAUCCUCAUCGGUGAUGCAGCUCACGCAAUGCUUCCCACACAAGGUCAAGGCGCGAGUCAGAGUAUUGAAGACGCAGAAGCAUUGCAAGCCUUCUUGUCCGAUGUUGACUUUAAGUCAUCCGGCGGAGAAGUACAUGCACAGCUCCAAGCCAUUGUGAGUGCGAGGUACGAGCGUGCGUCCNUGAUCCAGGCAUACAGCAGAUUGCAAGCAAAACCAGCUGCAUCGAAAGAUAACAAGACAGUUCAAUUGAACCCACAGGAGUUCAUGGAGUACAACUGCAACUACUCGGGCGCAAAGGAUUGGGUCAAGAGGCAGCGAGAAGCUGAGGAAAUGGCGUACAAGCAGACAGCAGCUAGGGCAUGA